Solea senegalensis (Senegalese sole) is the source of this 532-nucleotide messenger RNA. RefSeq names its product NADH:ubiquinone oxidoreductase subunit A11 (gene ndufa11). The coding region runs from base 57 to 464 and encodes 135 amino acids. The transcript is spliced from 4 exons. NCBI's taxonomy places the organism in Eukaryota, Metazoa, Chordata, Actinopteri, Pleuronectiformes, Soleidae. Gene Ontology annotation, biological process: mitochondrial respiratory chain complex I assembly. The record is from RefSeq and is a predicted model, not a curated record.
UCUUCUCGCGAGGAUCCACUUCUUCAAUCGCGUCCUUGGUCCGUGCUAAGUGCAAAAUGGGUUACUGGGAUGAACCAGAGGGCACGGCGUGUUUGGAGAAAACAUGGAUUACCACCAAAAUGGCCACAGCUUUAGGCCUGGUUGGUUCAGCCUAUCACAUAGUGGUAUUCCAGCCUGACUCUGCAAUCGCAGCCGUACAAAAAGCGACCACCGCAACUGUCACCAUGGCCACCAUGGGGGCCAUCUUUGGAAUGGCUACAUGUCUCAGUGCUCAGGCUCGUGAAGCUCCAGAUGAACCACUCAAUUACUUCAUCGGUGGCUGCGCCUCUGGAAUCUUCCUGGGAGCCAGAACCCACAGUGCCAUGACCGGAACAACAGCGUGCCUGGGUCUGGGAACGCUGGCCUUCUUCUCAAAAGUGGCUAAGAUGGAGGGGUGGAGGAUCUAUGGACCGCCCAAACUAUGAGGAGCAUCUGUAAAAAUUAACUAUAUGUUGUAAAAAGAGUUCAUUUAAUAAAGUUAUUGUGAAAAAGA